UACUGCCGAUGAAGUAAUGAGUCACAAAUUCGCUGAGAAGUGCUGUGCCUACUUGACAAAUGGUCUACCGAACACCGAGCCCGUGAAUUGCGCAGAAUCGUGAAGAUCGUCGUUCGAUCGUGCGCGGAGUGAAAAUUCGAUCGCCAGCGACGCUGCCGGCAUACGUAUAAACAUCAGCUGCUCGGUGGAAAACCUCUUAGUUCUUCGUACGCAUCGUGCCGUAACGGUACCUCUUGCUAAACGCCCCAGGGCCGGAAACUUCCGGAUAGGAUUUGCCGGCAAAACUUUAAGCCCCCCCGUCGUGUUGUGUUUUAACGAUCGCUUGCUGUUUGCGGAUUAACUUGAUCGUUGGACCAUUGCGUUAAUCAUCGGCCACAGAAUGGACGAUUCGAUCGAUGAAGAGGUCAUUUCGGGAGCAUCCACCGUCACCGUCGAGUUCAGUGGUGGUGCGGAAACGCUCUUCGGUGGCGUGAAGGAACACGUCGUGCCGUUGGAUGGAUCGAAAAUAGUGCUGCUCGAGGAGAUGCUGCGGUGGCUGCGGGACAACCUGCUGACCGGCGAUCAGAACCUAUUCCUACAGGACAACAGCGUACGGCCAGGCAUACUCGUGAUGAUCAACGACACCGACUGGGAUCUGAUGGGCGAAACCGAGUACAUCCUGCAGCCUGGGGAUCAUAUUCUCUUCAUUUCCACCCUCCAUGGCGGAUAGGCACCGCGGGGCUGAGUGAAAACUGUGAUAAACUACUUCUACUUCUACAUCUACUACACCAACUACUACUACUACUACUCGCUACCUACAGUGCAGUGUACGGGGUUCGCGAUCGUUAAGAUUGGUUUCUUUAGUGUUAAGAAAAGGCUGCCUUCCUUAUACCUGUCCCUUCCCUCGCUUGCCACCCGGACUGUGUAUGUAUAUUAUUGUGUCAUUUCGUCAGCUUUUUGAAUGAAAUUUAUUUGCGUAAGCGAUCUGGCGAUGAAAAGCACGCACGGAAGGCGGACUACGAGAUCGUGUGCAGCUGGUGAUAACAGAAAACCGCGCAAAGUGGCCCGAGACCGACCGACCGAGAUCGUGCUGAAAAUGUGUGAAAGGGAAAGUGUUUUCAGUGGCGGAUCGUGGCGUGGAUCAAUCAGAGAUCAGAGAAGGGACGGGAUGCGAGGAGAAAGAACUCGUUUACUCGUUUGAUAUUUAAAGCUAAACAGCCGUCGCUUAAUUCCUCUGCCGCGCAGCUGCGAUUACGUGUUUUUAUUUCGAUCGCUGUUUACCCUUAAGAGACCGGCCAAGUAAAGAGUUACGGAAAAUCU
This is a messenger RNA of Anopheles cruzii, 1299 nucleotides long. RefSeq names its product ubiquitin-related modifier 1 homolog (gene Urm1). The coding region runs from base 380 to 709 and encodes 109 amino acids. Lineage: Eukaryota; Metazoa; Arthropoda; Insecta; Diptera; Culicidae. The transcript has 4 exons. The record is from RefSeq and is a predicted model, not a curated record. Gene Ontology annotation, cellular component: nucleus; cytoplasm. Gene Ontology annotation, molecular function: protein tag activity. Gene Ontology annotation, biological process: protein urmylation; tRNA thio-modification.